This is a messenger RNA of Microtus oregoni (creeping vole), 4922 nucleotides long. RefSeq names its product ectonucleoside triphosphate diphosphohydrolase 5 (inactive) (gene Entpd5). Gene Ontology annotation, cellular component: membrane. Gene Ontology annotation, molecular function: GDP phosphatase activity; UDP phosphatase activity. The coding region runs from base 90 to 1376 and encodes 428 amino acids. Gene Ontology annotation, biological process: nucleoside diphosphate catabolic process. Lineage: Eukaryota; Metazoa; Chordata; Mammalia; Rodentia; Cricetidae. The transcript is spliced from 14 exons. The record is from RefSeq and is a predicted model, not a curated record.
GCAGCAGCUGUCCCCUCUGGAAGCCCCUACAGGAGUGUGAACAGCCCUGCUUCAGCAACAAAGCCUCAGGUCCACAUCUUGGGAAGAAUAUGGCCGCUUCUUGGGACGCUGUCUUUUUCAUGCUGAUGAUAGCCUGUGUUGGCAGCACUGUCUUCUACAGAGAACAGCAGACUUGGUUCGAGGGUGUCUUCUUGUCUUCCAUGUGCCCCAUUAAUGUCAGUGCCAGCACCUUUUAUGGAAUUAUGUUUGAUGCAGGCAGCACUGGAACUCGAAUUCAUGUUUACACUUUUGUGCAGAAAACAGCAGGACAGCUUCCCUUUCUGGAAGGUGAGAUUUUUGAGUCUGUGAAGCCAGGACUCUCUGCUUUUGCAGAUCAACCCAAGCAGGGCGCUGAGACUGUUCAAGAACUCUUGGAUUUGGCCAAAGACUCAAUCCCGAAAAGUCACUGGAAAAGGACCCCAGUGGUUCUGAAAGCAACAGCUGGACUGCGUUUACUGCCAGAACAGAAAGCCCAAGCUCUGCUCUGGGAGGUAGAGGAGAUCUUCAAGAAGUCACCUUUCCUGGUCCCAGAUGACAGUGUUAGCAUCAUGGAUGGGUCUGAUGAAGGCAUAUUAGCUUGGGUUACUGUGAACUUUCUAACAGGUCAACUGCAUGGCCAUGGCCAGGAUACUGUGGGGACCCUUGACCUGGGGGGUGCCUCCACCCAAAUCACGUUUCUACCCCAGUUUGCGAAAACCCUGGAACAAACGCCUAGGGGCUACCUCACUUCCUUUGAGAUGUUUAACAGCACUUUUAAGCUCUAUACACAUAGUUACCUGGGAUUUGGAUUGAAAGCUGCAAGACUGGCAACGCUGGGAGCCCUGGAAACAAAAGGAACUGAUGGACAUACAUUUCGAAGUGCCUGUUUACCAAGAUGGUUGGAAGCGGAGUGGAUCUUUGGGGGUGUGAAAUAUCAGUAUGGUGGCAACCAAGAAGGGGAGAUGGGCUUUGAGCCCUGCUAUGCAGAAGUCCUGAGGGUAGUGCGAGGAAAACUUCACCAGCCGGAAGAGAUUCGGGGAAGCUCCUUUUACGCUUUCUCCUACUACUAUGAUCGAGCUGCCGACACACACUUGAUUGAUUAUGAAAAGGGCGGUGUUUUAAAAGUUGAAGAUUUUGAAAGAAAAGCCAGGGAAGUGUGUGAUAACUUGGAGAGCUUCACCUCAGGCAGUCCUUUCCUAUGCAUGGAUCUCAGUUACAUCACAGCUUUAUUAAAAGAUGGCUUUGGCUUUGCAGAUGAUACCCUCUUAAAGCUCACAAAGAAAGUGAACAACAUAGAGACGGGCUGGGCCCUGGGGGCCACCUUUCACCUGCUGCAGUCUCUUGGCAUCUCCAGCUGAGGCUACCGUGUCCUCUGAAGCCUGCAUUUCUCAAAAACUUUGUUUUACAAGAAGGAGAGGACUCAGGCAUUUUCUGAACAAUUUGGGGAAAGCCUGGACUGAAACCCAUUAACUGGCUUUAUUGGGAGGGAAGGGGUUUUAUAGAUGAGUCUUGCCCUUGAGCCUCGUGAUUUGGGCUUGCUUAAUUUUGCACAUCUACUGUGAACAGCUCCCUAACCACUUGGCAGGUGCACAGCUGGCACAAGAGUAUAAAUCUUUUGAGAUUUUUUUGUAUGUCAGAGUCCUGUGAAGAAAAAAGAAUAGGCUUGGAACUCCAUGUUAGAUUGAGAGUUCAGAGACAAGUCCCUGGGAACCAAAGAAAAAUCUUGGAGUGCCUCAUUCCUUUGAGUGUUUCAGUCUUUUGCUUAUAAGCUAAAUUAAGCUGACCUACUGAAGUCCCAUAACCUAUCAAUACUGGUACUUUUCCUUCUUCCCACCCUUACACAUUCCCUACCCUAAAACCCAAGGUGAGAACUAUCUGGCUUUGCAUUUCCAUCUGUAACUCAAAGGGAAAAAAGACACUAUAUUAGAAUUUGUGUGAUCCUAUGACACAAUUUAGAGCUUAGAGUGGCCCUGGGUAUUUUAUUUUUAGACAGAGGUCAUGUUACGUUGCUCUGGGUAGCCUGGUACUGUGUAACCCAGGUUGCCUUGAAUUGUCAAUUCUCCUGCCUCAGCCUCGAGUCUUGGGUUACAGGUGUGAGCCGUCAUGCUCAUGUCAUGUUAAAUCUCACAAGAUGAGCGUGCACCUCUCACCUGUGCCGACUAGAGCUGUGAGGGGGGCCGUCGCAGACCACGACUGCUGCUCGGUUACCACCUUAUUCUCAUGGUCCUAAACUUAGCAUCUUUCUAUUUCUGUGAAAUACAACUGCACCCUAGUUUUGGUCUGUGGUUAGAAGUUAGUGUGUGUGCUGUUGAAUCUAAAGAUAACCAACGCUUUCAGUUUGUCCUUUUGGGGGUUGGGGUGUGGAAAGUGCUGGAGAUUGAACCCAGGACUUUUUGCAUGUUAGGCACAAUGUGCUACCACUAUGCUUUAUAGUAGUGUUUUCUUGCCUGGGCCCUUGCUGAUUUUAGCCACUGUUUUCUGAAUUUAUUGUCUCCCUCAGGAUUUCAUAUCCUCUUACCACUGAUACCCAACAUUUGAUUUGAUUGAUUCUUUUGGCCCAUGUCAGAACAAGGGCUACCAUUUCUAGAGAACCAUGUUUUUUCUCUCGGGCCACUGUUUUGAGGUUGAACACAGAUCAUCAUGCGUGCUAAGCAUGGGUGCUCUACUACAUUAUAAAGUCAUUAUCUUAAGGUUUUCUGCCAGGCAGUGGUGGCGCACACUUUUAAUUCUAGCACUUGGGAGGCAAAAGCAGGCGAAUCUCUGAGUUCAAGGCCAGCCUGGUCUAUAGAGCAAGUUCCAAGACAGCCAGGGCUACAGAGAGAAACUCUGUCUUGAAGGAAAAAAAAAAGUCAUGUCGUUUCUUGUGUGACUAUCAUUGGUUUGCCUCCUACUCGGUUCUGGACUUGAAACAUUGCCUGCUGCUCAGCAGCUCUGUCAUAGCAUUUCCCCUUCCUCUUCGCUUUCCAGUUUUCAGCUCCCCUAACUUGACAUUUUCAGUCACCCCCUCUUCCUUCCACUCUUCAUAAAGGAUGUGACUAUGCGUGGCUUCCCCAAGGAACCGUCUUUUUGAAGCCAUUACAUUGAGUCAAUAAGUAUUACCAUCUGCUGUGUAUAAAUAGUAGGCAAAUUUGUAUAUUCUUCCCAAUUUUAGGGGUUUGUUUUGAUUAAAUGUGGAAUUUCUUCAGACUUUGAUACUAAGAGUAUGUGUCUUGAGACUAGAUUUCACCUUGGACUCCCAAGUAGCGAGACUAUAGGAAGGCAUGCUGAGCCUGGCUCAAACUUCCAUUACUAAGUUCACUUUCACUUAUUGCCUUCUUCAAAACAAUGCGCACCAGGCAGUGGUGGUGCACGCCAUUAAUCUCAACACUUGGGAGGCAGAGGCAGGCAAAUCUCUGAGUUUGAGGCCAGCCUGGUCUCCAGAGCAAGUUCUGGGACAGCCAGGACUACACAGAGAAACCCUGUUUCAAAAGAACAAAUAAACAACAAUAAACCCCAUAAUGUUCAUACAUAAUGAAAUAGAUUUCCCACACUGGAAAUAGCCUGAAGGUAAAAUCCAGUUUCCUAUGGAAUGCAUACUCAGCGUCUCUCGCAGGCUUCUCCAUCCAGCUUAAGUGUUUGCCUCUCCAUCUCGGAUGUCACUGUUUACAGCUUCAUUAGCUGAGAGCUACCUCCUUCCCUUCAGUCAGCCUCUGCUUUCUCCUAGUCCAAAGCCUUUCAGACUCUUUGAAGAUAACUACAUUUUUAUGACUUUUAAAAAGACGCAGCAUACUUUGAAAGUAUUAGACAAGGCAUAGUCUACUAAAUGCUCCCACAGUUGAGAAAAGCCAAUCUGCUUCCCCAAGAGUAAACUUUACAGCAGGCUUUACGGCACAGGCCUGUAAUUGGAGCUGAGGCAGGAGGAUUACAAGUCAUAGGCUUUCUAUGUGGCCAGUUUGAGGCCGCUGGGCAACUCAAUAAGGCAUUCAAGAAGUUUUAGAAGGGAUAGGGGUUAGAAGAUUUCAGUGGGGCUGGAGAUGGCUCAGAGGUUAAGAACACUGGCUGUUCUUCCAGAGGUCCUGAGUUCAAUUCCCAGCAACCACAUGGUGGCUCACAGCCAUUUAUAAUGAGAUCUGGUGCCCUCUUCUGGAAUGCAGGCAUAUAUGCAGGCAGAUUUAAAAAGAUUUCAAUGCAUACAUAGAUUUAAAAAGAUUUCAGUGGCAAAGCAUAUUUAGCAUGUCCGGUCCUAGAUUCAAGCCCAGCACUAAAUAAACAAAGUGAACAGCUCCAGCAGACAAGUGAGUUCCUGGUCUUUCUACCACAGGUGGCGCAUGAAGCCUCAAGAUAGGCACCCUAGCUGUGUAUUGUCCUGUAGACACCUUCUGCUACCUUGGAAACUGCCAAAACUCUUAAAUAGAAGGACUCUCACCUCAGAAAUUUAUCUGCAUACAUCCAUCUUGACCAGAGAGCCUGCAGAUUUACCUCUUUGUUCUUUUAAAUACAAUUUGGAGUCUUACAUUUUCUUAGGAAAAAUGAAAGACAAGGGCAUUUUUUUGUUUCAAACAAGAGUUUCUCUGUUAGCCCUGGCUGUCCUGGAACUCCCCUGAAGACCAGGCUGGCCUUGAACUCAUAGAGAUCAGCCUGCCUCUGCCUCUCUAAGUACUGGAAUUAAAGGCAUGUGCCACCACUGCCAGGCAGCAUGGGCCUUUUUUACUAAGUGGGUCCUGUGUGUUCUGAUGUUGUUGACAAGUUCCAUCUCUGUGAAAGUGUAAAUAUAAUUUAAAUACCUGCGAUGUGGUCUCGUGUGUGGUGGAUGCUGUGUGUAUUAUCACUAUUAUAUGAAGAACAUCUGAGUCACAGAUGUCCUUACAAAGUGUGCCUUAAAGUUCUCAUCUCUUUAACUUUUUUAUUUUUCUGUAUAUUAGUCU